This is a messenger RNA of Mizuhopecten yessoensis (Yesso scallop), 2941 nucleotides long. Its product is annotated as heterogeneous nuclear ribonucleoprotein K-like. The transcript has 17 exons. The coding region runs from base 358 to 1827 and encodes 489 amino acids. Gene Ontology annotation, cellular component: nucleus; cytoplasm. Gene Ontology annotation, molecular function: mRNA binding. The record is from RefSeq and is a predicted model, not a curated record. Gene Ontology annotation, biological process: regulation of transcription by RNA polymerase II; regulation of mRNA splicing, via spliceosome. NCBI's taxonomy places the organism in Eukaryota, Metazoa, Mollusca, Bivalvia, Pectinida, Pectinidae.
UGAAAACUCUGAAGGACUUCCGAAAACUCGAAAAACCCACGCGGCAGCCAUUUUCGAAGAGACUAAAUUGCAGCAGGUGGGCAACUUAUAAAAUUACAACGCUGAAAAGCUUCCGGUCCUCCUGUAGUGUUGCAUCCAGAGCUUUGACAAAUACCACCGGAUCAAUACUUUCACACCUGAGCCAGAAUCUGAACAACAAGCUUCUGAUUUGAAGGUGUAUACCUGAGUUGCCUGUAUUCCCAAUAACUACCUGCCUGGAAAUUGAUUGAUUGCAACAAGUACCCUGUACUGCUAACUAGAGCUGCUUACGUGAGCAGCCACUGAAACAAGCCUGAACAGAUAACGUCGUCACACAACAUGGAAGAUGAUGGUAAUAUGAAGCGUCCCCAUGAGGAUGACUACCAAGAGGACUAUGACAACAAGAGGAGGCGUGGCGGGGAGGGGCAGAAGAUCGAACUCCGCUUCCUGCUGGCCAGCAAGAAUGCUGGAGCGAUUAUUGGGAAAGGCGGGAGUAACAUCAAGCGGCUGAGACAAGAUUACAAAGCCAGUGUCACAGUUCCCGAUAGUACCAGCCCCGAACGUGUGCUGACGAUCGGGGCAGACAUCGGUACCGCCCUCGAUUGUGCCCUCGAUAUCAUCCCGAAGCUAGAAGAUGUAAGUGAUGAGUACAAAAACUACAAAGAUGAAAACUUUGACUGCGAGAUGAGGCUGCUGGUCCACCAGAGUCAGGCUGGAUGUAUCAUUGGACGUGCUGGAUUCAAGAUCAAGGAACUCAGAGAGAAAACUGGAGCUCAGAUCAAAGUCUACUCCCAAUGUUGCCCACAGUCGACAGAACGUGUGGUGGCCAUCGGAGGUAAACCCAAAGUGGUCAUCAACUGUGUUGACACUAUCCAUCAGCUCCUUAAAACCGCUCCCCCCAAGGGACCUAACCAGCCGUACGAUCCUAUGUACUGGGAAGAGUUUGUGGUGGCAGAGUAUGGAGGUUACACUUCAGCAGAGGGUGGCAGAGGCAAGGGAGGACCCAGGGGGGCGCCACAAGCUUCCAGAGGCAUGGGCAUGGGAAUGGGCAUGAGAGGUGGUCGGCCUGGCAUGGGAAUGGGAAUGGGAGAUAUGGGCAUGGGAGGUCGUGGCAGUCGUGGCGGCGGCGGUAUGAUGGGUGGCCGUGGCGGCAGAGGAGGGAUGGGUGGCAUGCGUGGCAGCAUGGGAGGAAUGAGAGGUGGCGGUAUGGGAGGACCUAACAGAGGAGGUGGCCGCGGAGGAGGAUUCGGAGGUGGAAUGGGAAGUGGUGGAAUGGGAGGAGGCAGCGGCGGCGGCAGCAGCGGUGGCAUGGGUGGCAACAAUAUAAGCCAGAGCACCAUGGGUGGUGGUGGCAUGGGAGGUAACAAGCAGGGAACAGACUACUCAACCAAUCAGAGAUAUGGAGGAGAUGGCGGGUACGGUGAUGACAACUACGGAGGAGACAACAGUUAUGACGAGGGUUACGACAACUCUGGUGGUGGUAGUUACGGAGGUGGUAACACCAGUGGUGGUCACGGCUGUAACUUCACGCAGGAUAACACGGGAGGUAUGGGCCAGAUGUUUGGUGAAAACAACUCGUCUUCGACCCAAGUUACUAUCCCAAAAGAUUUGGCAGGAGCUAUCAUCGGGAAGGGAGGGCAGCGUAUCCAGGAGAUCAGGCGUCAGUCUAAUGCCCAGGUAGUGAUAGACGAAGCUCUGCCAGGCUCCAGCGACCGCAUCAUCACGAUCACAGGAAACAGUGAUCAGAUACAGAACGCACAGUACCUCCUACAGAUGAGAGUGAAGGGCUUGGAGUCAUCAUUUCAUUGACCGUUUAUGAUAACACAUGUAAAAAAGUACUCGGGAGGACCGUUCUAGAGAGAAGACAGGAGGAAGAAAAGGAGGAACAAAGUUUUCAUUGUGAAAUCAUCAUUAACAUUGUUGUGUGGUCACUGUAGACGGACAUAGUUUUUAUCUUCAUCGUGCAACAUGUCAACUUUCUCACAUACAAAUAUACUUUUUUUUUAACAGUCUACAUUUUCAAGACUGUGCCUUGUUUUAACAUUAGGCUUGAAUGGAGAUAAAUUUUGUGUUUUAUUCUCUGUUCAGUUGAAAAAUUGCCAUCUGUUUUUUUUCUUUUCUAUCGAACAAAACGUGUUCAGUUUGUAAAAGAGGAAUACAUUAUCUUGUGGACGCAUGUUUGGUAUGCCAGUUGAAUGUAGUUGCAUUGAUGAGAAAAUAAUGAUCUAAAAGGAAUUAAAAUAGAGUUUGGUAAUUCAGACAAGCAGUAACUAGACCAUGUGAUAGCUUUAUACUGGAUCAACCAUGAAGGUGUUGGUUACUGUAACGAUUAAUCAAAAGAAACUCGGCUUCUGUGUACAGACUCGGUAACCGAUGUCGAGAGUGACGUUUUCUUAAUGUCAAUUCAUCAUGUUCCUAAUCAGACAAAUCAUGAUAGGGUGGGAUAAUGAGGGAUUUAGAUGUUAACGAGAGAUUUUCAUUGUUGUUACUUUGGAUUUCAUGUACUUUUUUAUUAUGAUCAUAAAUGUAUUUUUAUUUUCACUUGUUCGUCAACUCAUCUAGAUUGAUUUCUCUUCUCAUAUAUAUCCAUGAUUGCCAUUGAAAAAAUCAGACAACUGAUUUUUGUCUCAUUACUUAUCGUAAGAUAUACUAUUUUAAAAGAAGAAAUUUCUUAAAAAUCUUUUCUCAAAGUACAGAAAUGAUAAAGUUAUUGCUAGCCCUAGCCUAAUUUACUGUAAGGGCAUAUAGUGAUGGCAUGCAAUGCUAUGUUAAAACAAAUCUGUAAUCUCUGAAAUACUUGGUGGUCUCUGAUUCUGUUGUUGGAAAGACUGUGAUUUUUGUAGGGAACUUUAACAUGGCUAUUUGAGAUUAGAUUGAUUAGAGAUAUGCAUAUAGAAAUGUGAAUAAAAUAUUGGUAUCUUAA